This is a messenger RNA of Uranotaenia lowii, 5157 nucleotides long. RefSeq names its product probable serine/threonine-protein kinase DDB_G0282963. The coding region runs from base 331 to 3801 and encodes 1156 amino acids. NCBI's taxonomy places the organism in Eukaryota, Metazoa, Arthropoda, Insecta, Diptera, Culicidae. The transcript is spliced from 8 exons. The record is from RefSeq and is a predicted model, not a curated record.
AUUAAACGAUCCGAAGUGGUAGUUGCUGGGUUGGUUGUUCGUUUCGUCGCGAGUGUUUGUAUGACAGAGAAGAAUAGUAUUUAAUUUCAAAAUUUUCUCCGGAAUUCGGUCUGUUCUGUUCUUAAAAUCGUGCAUUGUAAAGUAAAAAAAGCAUUGAAGAGCGAACCGAAACACGCAAGAUUUAUUCCUCGAUGAAGUGGAUACAAGAGGUAGAUGUGAUCCCGCAAGUGGUUAAGAACUGAUCCGGAGCCGCCUGAAACCAGUAGUACCACGAUCAUCAUCUACACGUGAAUUGUGCGGCCUUGGCUUUAAAGCCAGAAAAUCACUACUAUGGACAUCAUCGACGUAGACGACGUUCUCGUUGAUGACUCAUUCGACGGUGACACGCAACGGCUGCACGACGAGGUGGAGGAAAUUUUAAAACAAUGGAAAUCAUGCGGUGCAUUCCCGCAACAUUCAUCGAGCACAACAAGCAAUGGCGUCAUCGCACCACCAGCAACAUCGGCAGCCUCCAAUAAUUGUGGCAGCAGCAGCAACAGCAACAGCAACAGCAACGGCAACGGCGACGGCGGCACCAGAAGCAGUUUCGGUUUCGGGGGCCCGCAAACGACGAACUGCUUCACUCCCAACAACCGCAACAACUACGGCAUCGGCGGCAACCUCAAUGGUACCUUCAAUAGCGAUGGCAAAGGUGCCAAAUAUAUCGAUACACGAACGUUCACUCGACCGAAGAAAAAACACGACUCUCUAUACAACCCAGUCCUAGAAACGGCACCUGAGCAACCAACAAAACUGUCAUCACCACUGCUGAACGUACAAAUUGGCGGUCCAGUGACACUUUCGAAUACCCCCAACCCACUGAUGAACUCAAGUCAGAUGAUGCAGCGGAGUUGGUUGAAUGAUGUGUCUCCACCGAAUUCUAUCAUGUCAUCGAUGGAUUUCUCGGUAAAUGAGAAAAUGGGUAGUAGUCUCAUAACUAGUGGAGAUUUUACGAACGUGAGCUCUUUUCUAAAUGCGAAUGGAGGAGAUGACAUGCUCGGUUCGCAGAGCACUUAUGAUGGUUACAAACUGGCCGAUGUGAUAAAAGAUCGUAAAUUUUUGGAGAAUCUUUCGGGCCUUGAUGAAACAAUGACAAAGGAUCACGCGAUAUCAAAAACCGAUUUAAACGGUAUUGAGGAAAAUUUAUCUGGUCUGAGCACGAUGCAGAAUUCUUUGGAAAGCGUUACCAAAAGUGCGGAAGGUAGACUGUCGGAUGUGACAAUGAUUUUAGAUCAUAGGAAAGCUAACAGUACCUUCGAGGUCACGGAAGCGAAAGAUUCGAACGCUCCUGUUGCAUCUCGAGAUAAGCUCAAUAGCACAUUCAACCGGAGGAAAAAUUUUGAUACCUACCGCAAGCCUAAAUCUAGUCUCAAUAGUACAUUUGACGCAUUGCCCAAGGUAGACACCGAUGAGCCAAUGGUGGUGGAUCAGACAUUCGACAAAGUUGUGGACACGACUUUUGGUGUAACUGAUGCAGGCAACGGUACAUUCUGCCUCAAUCGUACCGCUAAAGUUACAGAAGGAGAAGAAAAACAACUAAACCAGACCUACGAAUAUUGCAAAAGGAAAACAACGGAGUUGAAUCAAACAUUUGAAGGAAUUAAAAAUGAAACAUUCGUACCAAACGAUGUAAGUCCGGAUAAUAUUGGUGAUGAUUCUUUCAAUGGUACAUUUGAAAUAUCGAAAAAUGGAAUUGAAUGUGGAAAUUCGGUGGAUAUGGUUCAAUCUACACCGUUUGUACAAGUGCCUAGAAUGAAACGAGUCAGUAAUAUUUCACAAUAUGAAAUGAAUGUUUCACCAAUCGCUGCUGGUCCUGUAGCGCGAAUAUCCGACAGUGGUAUGAGAGGUAGCAGAAAUCUCGAGCAAGACUUAGAGCAUCAUAUGGAGACUGAUGAUUUUGACGUGGAAUUCCGGAAACUUCCACUAACUCCCAAUUCGAAGACUGAAAGUAGCAACGGUUCUCACUUGCUGGAGAGCGAAAAAAGAAUAUCGUUGCAGCAAUUUGAAGAUUUUGAAAAAUCAUUCAUGGAAAGUGAACAAAAUGGUGUAGAUUUCGAUGACAUGUUGAAUUCAUUAAUGGAUGUUAGGCGUUCUGGGGACAGUGUGAAAUUACGCCAAUCUCUUGAUAAUAUUAAAAGACGCCAUUCUCGCAUUAAUAGUGAAAAGCAACAGGAAGACAUACGAAAGCGUGUAGAAUUGACCGAAUCGUCUUCGUCACCUCUGGACAACAAAUUAGUAGAUUCAAUGGCAAGAAGUAUGUCGUCCUCGAGUGGAAGUGAAAGGUUGCUCAAUCGAAGGAGUAGGUACAAUGAUGAUGUCCAUUUAACCUUGUCCCCGCAGAAUCAAUCCGUAUCAUCCGUAACACCACAACAGGAGCUAGAAUCCCAAUCUAACGAAGCAAAGGACGUUCAAUAUCCCCUUCCUACUGCCCCAGAGGUAGGAAACAGUGAUAAGAAAAAUCGCGACCGAUUCAAAACUAUUCGUAUCAGCAAACGACGAGAAGAGGGUAUGGUAAUAGUCCCUGGCCCAGGAGAGAUUGAAGACUGUUUUGCGGAACCUGUAUCUCUUGUAGCAGAAGAAGAGGUACCUGUUUCGCCAAUAGUUGAGACGAGUGCCUUCAGUCGUGUGGAUUACAAUUCACCAAAAGAUAGCAGAGUUCCAACGGUUGGAAGUGUGAGCAAUAAUGAACAGAUCUUCAAAAUGCCUCAAGGUAUACCCAAGCCUGAGACUAAAGUGAGAUCACUUUCCAAACCACGUUAUGGUGCACAAAGUAGUGGAUAUGGUUUUUCUCGAAAAGAUCUUUCCCUUCCUUUGACAGCAAAAUCCAGCUCAACCGAUAAUUUGGAAAAUAAUCGUCCUAACUAUCAACAGUCCAGAUUGUCAUUCGGGGGCAGUAAAUUGUCUGCUAACGGAGAUAGUUCUAUUGGUGGAGGGAAACCUCAACUACAAUCAAACUUAAAAUCUCCUAUGGGCAUCAAAUCCAAAUCAUACCACAACUUGUAUCACAAUCAAGUGAGUGGGGGUUCGAAUAGUAAUCUGAACAGGAUUCCAGGUCAGCUUGGUUUGUCAGCACAAAAACUUUCCCACAAUAAUAGCAAUAAUGAGCUCAAAAAUAACACUUCCAAGUUGCAGUUAAAUUUGCGAACUCCUCGUGCCAGUUCUCUCGUUCGACCGGCGGCAACAAACAGUUCUGGUUCGAUGUCGCUGCAGAAAACCUCGUCAGCCGAACUUACUACUAGCAGCAGUAUUAGCUCACCAACUCCUAAUAUAUCGGGAGUGCAAUUGCGAGCACCUAAGGCAGCGUCUCGGUUGGGAUUAGUUCGACCUUCAUCCGGUUAUUUCAGCUACAGUACGCAGCGGAAAAAUGUUGAUUCGGACACCGAAUCGAUCAAUAGUUUAUCUUCGUCAUCGGCUAGUUCUAGAGGAAGCUUAUACCGAAUAGAUAGUCAAGGUUCAGCUAACAAUGUACAAAACUAUGUAAACAAUAGUAUCGAAGAUAUUAGCGGUAGCAAUUACGCUGUAAAUACGAGCGGUAACAGUAUAGGGCAAAAGAAACCUAGCCUAAUCGAACCAAUGCGAACGACAGUUAACGCUGUCCAGCACAAAUCUACGGUCGGUUCAAUAGGAAGCUUGGGCAGUACCGGUACAUUGGCAGCAACAGGUACAGCUUUGCGGCCAUCCGGUUUACGACCUCCGUCAAAUCUACGACCCCCGACGGCACGAACAGGACUUCCUAGACCGACCAGUUACGUGCGACGAUAGACUGCAUAUUUCAGCAUUAACAGGUAAUCUUCUUCUCAUCCAUUCGAGCUUUAUCAAAAUCCGCAAAUAUGUAAAUUUGCCUACAAAACGUACGCCGAAUUUAACAUAAUCAUAGUAAUUUCCUCGUUUUUAUCAGUGAAUUUUCAGUUUUUAAAACUAGUUCGGAAGAAUUUAUAUUACAUUUUCUGAUUAUCAAUAUCAGAAUGUAAGGCCUUGAAAGCUUGUUAUAUAUCUUGUACGUCAGUGUUUUACUAUCUGUCUACAUUUAUUGGUUUUUUUUUCAUACACUGUUAUCAUAGAUUCUAUUCGAAAUUCAGUCUUACGUAUGUAAUCGAAGUUUUAGAUGAUUAGUAUAUACAGUAUACACUAUUACAUACUUUUGCGGCACGUCAUAUGUUUAAAACUGUCGCUUCUUUACUAGAAACCAAUUGUACCAUUUUCCAAUAAAUACUAAAUGUAUAAUGCCUUAAAACAAACUUUUCAAACGAUUGCCAUUCAAUUAUUAACAAAACGCGUCCGUUUCUAUGUUAAUAUUCUCUACGUUGCAUUUUAUUUUAACCCAAUAUUAACUACCCAUUGUUAAUUUCCUACAAGUAUUUUCGAAGAAUGACAUUUCCUCUAAAGUCGUUUCAUUUGCUUGUAAGUAACAACCUAGUUGUCUGAAGAAAUAAACCCAUCGCUCUAAGUUAAAGCUAUUAUCAAUUCUUUCAUGCAGUGGUGUUAACAUUAAAAAUACAAACCAGCUGGAUCGUGAGACUCAAACAAACGUCUUAACAAAACAGUUUUUUCUGAGCGUCAUUAUGUUGGAAAUGAAACCAUCACAAUUCCUUGAAAGAAAUUGUAUGAAGCAGAUCCUGAGCAAUAACGAGACUAACCAAAACGUUGUUAAUCAUAAGAUUGAAUUAUAAUAUCAAAAACAUUGACAUUCAACUACUCCCAAUAAUCUUAGAUAAUUCAUAAUUGGUUAAGCUUGAGCGUACAAUGGUUGAAACAAAAGCGUAAUAGAGAAAGAUUUCUUUAACUCUAUAGUUUAUUGGAGCACAGGAAGCGAUUCAUUCUAUGGAAUUAACCUGACGAACAGGUUACAGAUUGUAAUUAGACUGGAAUAAGCUCUGAAAAAAUCUAUAAUUUGUAUACACCUGAUAACGUUCAGUUGUUGCGGUACAGGAAUUUUUUUUCUUAGUUGCAAUUUGCUUUUUCAAACUGAAGCAACAUUGACUUUACGUGCAACUGGUAAAUAUUGGCAGGUAUCCAUUCGAUCUUGUAUCAUAAGUGUAUACAGAAUGCUGUCGUAGAAGAUCUCAGUGAUCUUUGGUUACAUGUGUAUCUUGACAAAUAUAUAUUUAUAUAUUUAAA